AUGAGUAGGAAGAACUUGUUAGGCAAACCGUGUAUCGAUGCCGAUAUUGAGGGAGGUGAGCUCAUAGUACUGCAUGAUUGGAUCCGUAUCUGCAACGGAGUGUCGUCUUCACCUCGCCGAAAACAUGCACUAGGGCCCACUAUCAUGAUCCGUCAAACCGUCCUUGACCGGCGUGGAAAAGUUUUGUAUCAAAAGCGGAUCCCGAUAGAUUAUAGGCUAGUAGGUGGCACUACGUCUACGAAUGAAGAGAAAUAG
This is a messenger RNA of Sclerotinia sclerotiorum 1980 UF-70, 255 nucleotides long. RefSeq lists its product with no specific name. The record is from RefSeq and is a predicted model, not a curated record. The transcript is spliced from 2 exons. Bases 1 to 255 code for a protein of 84 amino acids. Lineage: Eukaryota; Fungi; Ascomycota; Leotiomycetes; Helotiales; Sclerotiniaceae.